AUGUCGAAACCAGAGAUCAAACAUUAUGGAUUCGGAGUUAUUCCCCGAAAGGAGCCCGUCGUCGACGUUGUUGCUAUCCAUGGUUUAGACGGUCAUAGAGAGAACACCUGGACGGACGGUGGAAUCCUUUGGCUGAGCCAUUUCUUGCCCCUCUCGUUGCCCCGCGCUAGAGUUCUCACGUACGGGUAUGAUGCCGAUACUCAACACGAGACAUGCGUAUCGACACAGAAUAUACAUCGGCAUGCUCAGAAGCUAGCUCAGUCCCUUUCAAUGAACCGUAAAGACGACCCUCGUCGUCCCAUCAUCUUCAUCGCACACGAUCUUGGAGGUAUCAUUCUCAAAAAGGCACUUGUCAUCUGCCACAAUCAGACUCUAGAUUCGGAAGGAGUCCUCCGAGAUAUUCUGGUAUCCACACAUGGCAUCUUAUUCUUUGGAACACCACACUCUGGUCUGGACGGCAACUUUCUUGAAAGGCUCAAGCGCUCGGCACCCUGGCGCAUGAAAACGACCGAGGUGAUCACAAAAGAUCUCGAGGCACACUCGUCCGAACUCGAAAAUAUACAAAGUUUGUAUGUCGAAGCGAGUAAGAAGAUAACCAGCGUAUUCUUCUGCGCGGAUUACGCAAACGCCACGAAUGAAAAGCGACCACGAAUGAAUGUUCCAUACCACUCGGCGACCAUCCCGGGCGACCGUAAUGCCACAACGAUUGUCCUCUCGUGUGACCAUCAGAAUCUGGUCAGGUUUUCUGAUCCAACGAGCGAAAGCUACCAGACGGUUCUGUAUCAUCUCGACGCGUGGUGCAAGUCGGCCCCCGAUUCGGUGAAGGGCAACUGGAAUAUAGAGGACAACUUACGCAGUUCUGCCAAAGGAAAUCAUCAUCCAUCGGCCGACGCAUCUCUGUUAUUCCAGUUACCAGAGGUGGCAUUUGUUGCAUCCUCGGUUCAUAACAAGUGUCUACAAGGAACUCGACAGGCUGUCCUCCAGACAAUCCAGAAUUGGGCUGUGGACGAUACCUCGGAUAAGCCAAUAUUCUGGCUCUGCGACAUAGCCGGCUCUGGCAAGUCCACAGUUGCAAUGUCAGCAGCCGCGUCAUGGCAUGUGGACGGAAAGCUCGGAGGGCAGUUCUUCUUCUCGAUGGCCAAUAGCGAUACAUCGACAAUAGAAAAGUUCUGCUCGACCAUGGCAAGAGAUCUUGCCCAACACAUUCCCGAACUCGCACCCCACGUCGCAGAUGCCGUCAAACGGAACCCAUCCAUCAUGCGGAGUUCGUUGGAGGACCAAUUCCACACACUCAUCAUCGAUCCACUCCGUCAUCGAGACGGACGCGUCGUUCUUGUCGUCGACGCCCUAGACGAAUGCAAAUCUGGACCUCAGCGAAAGGAACUUGUCGACACGCUUGCUAAAGCCGUCCAACAAAGCAAGGAACUCAAGAUAUUCAUCACGAGUCGGCCAGAUGCCGUCAUCGAAUCGGUUCUUCAACCACUCUCGAUCAAAUGUAAAUUGGAAGACCGGCUGCAUGAUGUCAAACAUCGUGACAACGUAGAUGACAUCGCGACGUAUGUCCAUCAAUCACUCUGCACUGUUCUACCCGAGGACAAGAGACGGCGGCUGAUUGAGAAGGCGAGGGGAUUGUUCAUCUGGGCGAGCACCGCAUGUCGAAUGAUCAACAACGAAACAACAUGGGACACGCCUGAGAACAUAUACGACUCAUUGGUCUUAUUGGACCAAAGUGGAGACAUCGACGACGUAUACAAGCUCAUCUUCGAGCGGAUAGAUCCCAAAUUCCAUACCAUCAUGUGGAGCAUGCUUGCAUUACUGCUUGCUGCAUUCGAACCACUUACCUCCGAGGAUCUAGACAAUAUUCUCAAGCAUAGUAGACUACGGGGACAUUCAGGGUGUUGA
This is a messenger RNA of Serendipita indica DSM 11827, 1902 nucleotides long. NCBI's taxonomy places the organism in Eukaryota, Fungi, Basidiomycota, Agaricomycetes, Sebacinales, Serendipitaceae. The record is from the annotation of a GenBank genome assembly.